AUGAAAAACUUAGUUGAAAAGUUUCUUGUUUUUUUGUUUGUGACUUCUCUUGCCUGGGCUGCUAGUGUCCAGAAACCAUUGACGUUCAGAGUUUAUGACUUCAAUAUCAAGACGGCAUCGGGAAAUUUGGUGCCUGGUGAAAAACCUUGGAGCGAGAGAAAGGCAGGAGUCAUUGAUAGCAUCAAGAACUAUACUUCCCAGCAUCCUACUAUCGUAGGGUUGCAAGAGGCACUUCGUGGACAGCUCGAUGACAUAAUGAAAGGAUUGGGCCCGGAAUGGAAAUUUUUUGGUGUUGGAGGCAGCGGAGACACUAAAGGUGAAUAUUGCCCAAUUAUAUACAAGUCCAACGAAUGGGAACUUGUCAAUGGAACUACCAAAUGGCUCAGUGAGACUCCUGAUAAGCCCAGUAGAGGCUAUGGUUCGAAAUAUGAACGAAUUGUGACGUUUGCCGAACUUCGUCAUGUUUCGAGUGGCCGCACUAUUCACUAUUUCAAUACCCAUUUGGACCCCCAUGAUGACCAUGUGCGAUACGAGUCUGUGCGUGACAUUAUAACAUACGUGAAUCACACCAGACAAGGUUCGCCAGUUUUUCUUGGAGGAGACUUCAAUGCAAAACGGACAUCUGCUCCAUAUAAAUAUGUUGCAACUCAAAUGACUCCUGCACUGAUUGCGCCAGAUCCCAAAGGAGUGGAUAACAAGGAGAAAUCCACCAAUUCAGGGUUUCAAUUCAACCAUCCGAAAACCAUAGAUUUUAUCUUUUUUCAAGAUCACGGGUCCAAGGUCAAAGUGGACCUGUAUGAAAUAUUGAGUUCCACAUCUGGAAACGUGGUUAUCAGCGACCACUCUCCUGUGAUAGCGGACUUUAGCAUAUGA
Meyerozyma guilliermondii ATCC 6260 is the source of this 873-nucleotide messenger RNA. RefSeq names its product endonuclease/exonuclease/phosphatase family protein. NCBI's taxonomy places the organism in Eukaryota, Fungi, Ascomycota, Pichiomycetes, Serinales, Debaryomycetaceae. Bases 1 to 873 code for a protein of 290 amino acids. Gene Ontology annotation, molecular function: 3'-5'-RNA exonuclease activity. The record is from RefSeq and is a predicted model, not a curated record. The transcript has a single exon.